Molecule: messenger RNA, 1190 nt
Organism: Dacryopinax primogenitus
Lineage: Eukaryota; Fungi; Basidiomycota; Dacrymycetes; Dacrymycetales; Dacrymycetaceae
Product: PEBP-like protein
Exons: 5
Coding region: 1-1164 (387 amino acids)
Source: RefSeq, a predicted model, not a curated record
AUGUACAUCACAGCGAGGAGGACGGCGUCCCUCUGCCGUCGACAGCUUCAACGUAGACUCUUCUCCUCACAGACGUACACUCGCCCUCUACCCGCGGGCGCUCUCGAAGUAUACGACCACGCACUCCUCUUCCUCGCCCAAGACAGAGACGUCAAGCUUGCCCGUAUCUCUUCGCUCCAGGAGGAACUCCCCUCUCUCACGGGAGAAGCGGCAGAAGGAUCGAAGAAGGAGAUUGCGAGACUGGAGGUGGAGGCAUGGAUCAAUGACCCAGAAGUGAGAUGGAUGCAUAACAUGGGAUUAUGGGAUAUGAGCAAACCGGUAUAUCGACAUCUAAGAGAGCAACAAUGGCGAAAAGAAGGGGUCCUAGAUCUCCUCAUGGAGCGCCUCUGGCAGAUGCACAUCAUACCCGAUGUCCUCCCCUGGGUCGACCCUACCCUUGACAUGCGCCUCCAGUUUCCUACUGAGCGAACGGAGGAGGUCGUCAAAAUCAAAGGCAAAGACGAUGUCGUCUGCCAGGAAGGGGACAUCGAGCCAGGCACAUUCGUCCUUCCUUCACAGACAUCUAAGGAGCCCCAAUUGUACGUGACCGCCUUCCACCCUGAAGAACGCUUUUACACGCUAGUGAUGGUCGAUCCUGAUGUCCCCUCACCAGAAACCCAGUCCUACAGCACCCUUCUCCACUGGCUAGUACCUAACAUCCCCCUCUCCUGCCUCUCUCCUUCCUCGCCGAUCGCCCUCCCCCCCGCGCUGCUGCCUUACAUUCCUCCUCACCCGCAGCAAGGCUCGGGAUAUCAUCGUUACACCACGUUCCUCCUCCCCCAGCGCGCCCUACUCACGGAACUCAAAACUCCCCUUCGGCGCAACUUCAACCUGCGCGACUUCGUCCGCCAGUACUCGCUCUCCGGCUCCCCAGUCCCAGGAGCACCAAAACCCAUCCUCCCCGGGCACGGCAAAAAACGGAACGGGGUAGGCGAAGUCACUUCCCUCCAUACGGGCGCGGAGGUUGGCGGUGGGGGAGUACACAUGUUCCGCGAGGUGUGGGACGAAAGCGUGACGGCGCUUCAUGAGAGGGUGUUUGGCGUGGGGGAGAGGAGGUUCGGGAAGUUGAAGCAGGGAGAUCCGUACGUGGACGAAGAGGGCAGGAGGCCGAGGAGGUAUUAUUAGGGCUUGGACAAAAUUGUGCACAUUGU